UGACAAAGCAGGAAAUGAAACUCAACCAGAACCAACAGCUUUUGUUUUCGAUUUCGUGACCAAGCUGCAGGUGUGUCCGAGUUUUACCUGCUAGUUUAGCAGAUAUGGGUGAUCUUCCUGUAAACCCGCUGGUUUUGGUUGGUGUCGGGUCCAGCUUUGCCUUCUCUGGCCUUUUCUAUCAUCUAUACCAAGAAAAGAAAAAAGAGUUGGAAAAGCUGAAGGAAAUACCCAUUUUCAAGCCAGAUCAACAUUUGGUCAGAGUGCUAAGAGCAUCUCCCCAUAAGCGACUUCAGUAUGUUGCUGUAGAAGGUCUGGUCCAGGCGGAUGGGGAGCCUCUGGCCAGCCAGUUUGUCCCACGAUGCUUCGGUGUGAUUCAGAAGAUAGCAGUUGAGGAGCACUGGAAAUUCUGGAACUCCAUCACCAAGACAUGGAAUUCUCGAACAAUGAACAGAAAAGAAACCAACAACUCUGUGCCUUUCAGUCUGGUCAGCCCUGGAGCCUACAUCACUGACUUGUAUGUGAAGAUUCAAAACCCUCUAGAGGCCUCUGGGUGCUACCUGGACAGGGUUUAUUUCAAUGUAAGACGUGCUGAGGAGGGCUUGGGGAACUUGGUGAUGCAGGGCCUCAGCGGGGAGAAACCAGUGGCGAUGGAGGAGAGCGAGGAGCUGCUGCGUGUGGGGAGCACCCUGACUGGUUUUGGUGAGGUGGUGCUGGAGGGGGGCCAGGUGAUGAGGCUGCAGGCCCCGCAGGACGGCCGCAAGUUCAUCCUGGUGCCCACUGACUACAGGAGCUUCAUGGACAGGCACGAGAGAUCAGCCAGCAUGUGGAAGAUGCUGACUGCUGUUACUGGCAUCACAGGGGCUUCGCUUCUAGCCAAGGUCAUUUACGGCUUGGUGGGAAAACAGGAUGACAGGUCAAAGUAGGCUUGAAGACGUGGAUACUGCGGGGUUAACGGCCUUAACAGCUUUUUGGGCGCCCCAUUACUGCCUCCGGUGUUUUAUUUAAGAUUCCAUGGCACUACCCUGAUGCUAACAUAAUUUGUCACUUGCCAUAUUGCAAGGUUAUAAAGCUGUGAGGGGGCAAAACACAACAAUAUUGGAUGAAAUAUGACACACAUAGAAAGCACAACAUUUUAGAAAGACAAUUGCAAAUUAGACAAUACAAAAACUUACUUUACAAAAA
Sander lucioperca (pikeperch) is the source of this 1182-nucleotide messenger RNA. It is a transcript of the gene mul3, whose product is annotated as mitochondrial ubiquitin ligase activator of nfkb 1-A. Gene Ontology annotation, molecular function: ubiquitin-protein transferase activity. NCBI's taxonomy places the organism in Eukaryota, Metazoa, Chordata, Actinopteri, Perciformes, Percidae. The coding region runs from base 105 to 923 and encodes 272 amino acids. The transcript is spliced from 5 exons. The record is from RefSeq and is a predicted model, not a curated record. Gene Ontology annotation, biological process: organelle organization; protein ubiquitination.